CUGCAGCAGCAGUCAGUCUCGCGGUGGAGGUCGUCAAGUGCGGUCGUGUGUCGUGCAGUCCUGUGUCUGGCUUUCGAGCGCGCGCGUAGCGACAUCGUCGUGGCGUGGCGUCGCCCGGUGGUGGUGUUCCAGCCGGUGUGUGUGUGUGUGUAUGUGUGUCCUGCAAGCGGAGUACAGUGCAGCGCCACCAAGUGCAUGAAGGGCGCGGAGUGACGGACGGCUUUUUCUUCCGGCUUCGCAGUGGACCCCCUCGCCGCCACGAUGCACAUGGGCGACCCCUCGCUGGCCAGCAUGCUGCCCUUCGACUCCAUCGGCCAGAUCGGCCAGAUCGGCCAGAUCGGCCUGUACGAACAGCCCAAGCCCCGCUUCAUCUUCAAGAUGCCCCGCGUCGUGCCCGACCAGAAGGGCAAGUUCGAGCAGGACGAGCUGUUCCGGAGGCUGGGCCGGGAGAGCGACGUACGUUACACCGGUUACAGAGACAGGCCCACAGAAGAACGGCAAGUCAGAUUUCAAACCGGCUGCAGGGAAGGCCACACAGAGGUGGCGUUCGUCGCGACGGGGACCAACAUCCAGCUCGUCUUCCACACCGGCACCAACGGCUACACGCACGGCGAGCACGGCCGCGAGUGCGACUUUGAGAAGGAGCACGGCAAGGUCCACCUGAGGUCGCACUUCAUCAUGAACGGCGUGUGCGUGCGGUGGCGGGGCUGGAUCGACCUGGAGCGCCUGGAGGGCAUCGGCUGCCUGGAGUUCGACGAGAAGGCCGCCGCGAUCGAGGACGCCAUGCUCCGCGACCAGAUCGAGCGCUACAACCAGAGACUGCGGGACUUCGACGAGAAGCAGCGCGCCUACCGCCAGCAGCAGGAGCGGCUGGACACGGAGCUGGACGCGCGCCACGGCGGCCACGGCGGCCACGCGGCGCAGCGGCACGCCCUGGGACACGCGCCCCCCGGCAGUGUGCCCCCCGGGCCGCACCCCCACCUGCCCAUGCAGUACCGCGCGUAGCACCCCUGGGGGGGCGCAGCACCGCCGGGACACCUGGGCCCGUCCCUGGAGGGGCAGCCCCCCUACAUGUGAGCCCCACGCUACGCCCUGGCCAGGCCCUGGCUACCCCCUGGCCAAGCCAUCUCGCACUGCCCGGGACGCGCCACUCCACUGCCAGUGACUCAGUGGCGACACGAAGGACCUUCGCCGUGUCGCGAGUGGCCAUCCCGGAGGAUCGAUCCAUCGAUCCACCUCACUGUUGCUUAGUGAAGUUCUUCGAGGAUAAAAUAAGCAUGCUGUGAAUAUUUAUAAGCAUAUUGAGUUACCGUGUCAAUUCAUUAUACUUUUAUUGAUGAGGUCAAAAAGUUGUACCUGGCCUAAAUCGGUGUCACACGUACAUCUCCCCAACCAAAACCAACCAAACCCCCCGUAGGAGACUCUGUCCAUUUUAUCAUGCAACAUUUCACUAGAGCCCUGUAGUUAUGUGUGUGAGAGAAUCAAAGCUUUAGAUGUUUUCUUCGAGCGCGAUUCAAAUUUAUAGAGAGAAAUUGUACCAGUGCACGCCCUACAUCUUGUUGUUAUGUAUUAUUUGUGUGUACAAUUAUAACUGAUCCCGUUACAUGUUAAAAUGUUCAGGGUUAAUUCUUUUAGCUGCAAGCAGAUAUUUUUUCAGUGUAGUCCUCCGUGUUACAUUGUACAGGCUGCUAGCGCAGAUGCAUACUUAUCUUAAAUAGUAACUAUUUAUACCCUUUUUGUACAAACUCGGUUGCAAACUUGUCGCUGCAAUCUGCAUAACCCGAACAAAUUAUGUGAUGUGUACUCGAGUUUAGCGCACUUCAACUCAGGUUAAACUUUUCCCUCUUAGAAGUUUUUUUUUUUAAGUAUAGAAUUUUACUUAUGUAUGUUUGUUAAGUUUUUGUCGCUAUCGAGGAUGUUUUCCGUGUUCUUUUCUUUCUUGAUGUCUGUUGUGUUAAAGUUGACGUGUUUCUGUUACAUCGAAUCGGGAACGCCGAACGCGCCCGUCUCAUCGUACUACUUCCUCUCACAUUUCAUCAAUUUAUGACUCAACUAGCCGUCCAUGAAUUAUGAAAUGUGAAUAGUAAUUAAUUAUGUAAGUUGGUGCAGACGCUAAGGGGAGCGAGAAGCACGGUUUUGUUUGUUUUCUUUUCUAUAGGUAUUCCUGUAAAGUAUUGCAAAUAUAUUUAUGUUCAUUUUA
Thrips palmi is the source of this 2200-nucleotide messenger RNA. RefSeq names its product protein big brother-like. The coding region runs from base 262 to 1005 and encodes 247 amino acids. Gene Ontology annotation, molecular function: transcription coactivator activity; sequence-specific DNA binding. Gene Ontology annotation, cellular component: nucleus; core-binding factor complex. The record is from RefSeq and is a predicted model, not a curated record. Lineage: Eukaryota; Metazoa; Arthropoda; Insecta; Thysanoptera; Thripidae. Gene Ontology annotation, biological process: regulation of transcription by RNA polymerase II. The transcript is spliced from 5 exons.